GAGCUCUCGUCUCGCGCGUGUCAUCCAUCUUUCUCUUUUGAAUUUCCUGUCUGCGGAAUAUUGUGUGAAAUCACAAAUAGGGAUUAAAAAAUGGCUCCAAGAAAAAACAAAGUAGCAAAAGAAGAAGUGCAGGUGGCUUUGGGACCUCAAGUACGUGAAGGUGAAAUUGUUUUUGGAGUCGCUCACAUUUUUGCCAGCUUCAAUGAUACUUUCGUUCAUGUCACCGAUUUGUCUGGACGUGAAACUAUUGCCAGGGUCACCGGAGGCAUGAAAGUAAAGGCUGAUCGUGAUGAAGCCUCUCCUUAUGCUGCUAUGUUGGCCGCUCAGGAUGUGGCUGAGAAAUGCAAGUCCCUCGGCAUCACAGCCCUGCACAUCAAGCUCCGUGCCACCGGUGGAAACAAAACCAAGACCCCAGGACCAGGUGCCCAGUCCGCUUUGAGAGCUUUGGCCCGUUCUUCGAUGAAAAUUGGACGCAUUGAAGAUGUGACACCCAUUCCAUCAGAUUCCACACGCAGGAAGGGUGGUCGCAGAGGUCGUAGAUUGUAAAUGGACAAUGAAAAUAUUCAUGGAUUUUGUAUUUGUUUUGUUGUAAUAAAUGCUCGUCUGUGAGAGUAA
Ctenocephalides felis (cat flea) is the source of this 615-nucleotide messenger RNA. RefSeq names its product 40S ribosomal protein S14. Gene Ontology annotation, molecular function: structural constituent of ribosome; small ribosomal subunit rRNA binding; mRNA 5'-UTR binding. The transcript is spliced from 3 exons. Bases 91 to 546 code for a protein of 151 amino acids. Gene Ontology annotation, cellular component: ribosome; cytosolic small ribosomal subunit. Gene Ontology annotation, biological process: translation; ribosomal small subunit assembly; maturation of SSU-rRNA from tricistronic rRNA transcript (SSU-rRNA, 5.8S rRNA, LSU-rRNA). Lineage: Eukaryota; Metazoa; Arthropoda; Insecta; Siphonaptera; Pulicidae. The record is from RefSeq and is a predicted model, not a curated record.